AGGUCACCUGACCAUAGAGUCGCAUAGACAUGGCGUCUUCCUUGGUGGCUGGUGAACGGUUGGUUCGCGCUUUGGGCCCCGGCGGGGAACUGGGCCCAGAGAACCUGCCCCGGAAGCUGCGGGCGGAACUUGAGGCCGCGCUGGGGGAGAACCACAAGAGCGGUGAUAGCCCCGGUGGCCCCCGACGCCUGGUUUCCUUCGGACUGAUCCGGGAUCUGCACCAGCACCUGAGAGAAAGGGACUCCACGCUAUAUCUUCACGAGCUUCUGGAAGGCAGCGAAAUCUAUCUCCCAGACGUUGUGAAGCCUCCACGGAACCCAGAGUUAGUUGCCCGGUUGGAGAAGAUUAAGAUACAGCUGGCCAAUGAGGAAUAUAAGCGAAUCACCCGUAACAUCACCUGCCAGGAUUCAAGACAUGGUGGGACUCUCAGUGACCUAGGAAAGGAAGUGAGGUCGGUGAAGGCUCUGGUCAUCACCAUCUUCAACUUCAUUGUCACAGUGGCAGCUGCGUUUGUCUGCGGCUACCUUGGAAGCCAGUAUAUCUUCACAGAAAUGGCCUCGCGGGUGCUGGCUGCCCUGAUCGUCGCUUCUGUGGUGGGUAUGGCCGAGCUGUAUGUCAUGGUACGGGCGAUGGAAGGCGAGUUGGGAGAGCUGUAACCGGUGCUUCAUCUUCAAAGUCUGGAAAAGGUUUGGGGAGCUUCAGGCUCCCAGCUUCCUGUCACUCUCAAUCAGCCGAUCAGGCACUUUGUUCUAAGCUCCAGUAAGUCAGAGGGCCAGGCCACCUGCUGUUCCUUUUGGGGAGCUCUGUCAUCCUUGAAUUUCCAGAGGGAGAAGCGGAGGGGACUUAGGCAACAACACAUCUUAAAACUGAAGGGACUGACCUGUUAGUACCGUCUCCUGAACUUGGUGUUCCACCUGCCUUCUCCAGUCCAUUCUGAGCACUGCUCGGGCUAGUUUUUUCCCGUUGGGAGUAAAUGGAAUCUAGAUCUUUCCAGAAGUAGACAUAUUGCCUUGAACUUACCCAAGUGCACAAAUCAGUUGUCAUCCUUUGUACACGUAUCCUUGAUGCAGACCUGGAAUUUAGGUCAGAAGGGUCCCAAAAAGCAGGAAGGGUCUCCUUUCCUCAGGUUGUGCUGAAAGAGGAACUGAUCAGAGGACAUGGAACAAGAGAAAGAAGGGUUGGUGCGGGAUGGUGAAACUGGAAGCAAGGCAGCUGUCUUUUCAGAAUUGUAGUUUUGAUCUUCAUCCACCUCUCCUUUCUGCUUGCCUUUUUCUGAUUUUCUACUUGCUUCCUCCAGUCUCUACGACUCACCAAUCCUCCUUCCCACCUUCCCAUCGCCCUUUGCUCUGCCUCCAAAAUUGAAAAUCCAGAUGGCAAAACAGUAUGUCUGUCUUUAACUGCAAAAUUCCCUGUGUUUUUAUAUGGGAGGAUUAUACCUACUGGGGAUUGUCUGAACUAAUAAAGAGGGCAGUUUUUUGUAGGCAGGGACUAUUUUCAGAUUUAACUGUAUGUAGUAUGAAUAUAUAUAUAUUUUUUUUUAGUAUGAAUAUACACACUGUUAUACAUAAGCCUCCCGCAGGGUAUCUUAUGUGGGUUCUUAACCAUGUUUGGGUGAAUACAAAAAAUUACAUGUAAAUGUUCAUAGUUGACGAAUUGUUUUACAUGGUUGCCUUUGGUCUUCACAAUAGUCCUGAAGGCUGGAAAAAGAAAUGAUUUAGGCCCCUUUUCCAGAAGACUAAACUGAGACUGAGAGCCAUCAAAUGACUGGUUUGUGGUCCUUCAUUUGAUAAAUCGAGUCAGGAACCCCUGGGUUGUCCCGAAGUCUCUGUAAAAAAACAGUGUUCCACUUAUAAAAACUUCCAUUAGUGCUGUGAUGAUAGAAUCUGUAUAAGGUUCUUAAAAGGUUAUCAAUAUAAGUUGUUUAUCCAGUAAAUAUUUAUUGUAUUCAGUGUAUUCUUAUUUCAAAUCCUGCGACAAAUAACACAAAGGCUUCCAUAGUUCUGAGAAUUGUACAGGGGCCGCUCCUAAUGGUUGUUGUAAGUUGUCAUCCAGUCACCUCUGACUCAUGGUGACCUCAUGUACAACAGAAUGAAAUUUUGCCCAGUCCUGCACCAUCUUCAUGAUUGUUGGUAUGCUGAAGGCCAUUGUUGCGGCCACUUUGUAUUUUGAAUGCCUUCCAACUUAGGGGGCUCUUUUUCCAGCACUAUGUUGGUGAGGUUGUCAUCCCCUCUCCCCCUCCUGCCACCUCCCGCAGCUCCUGUCUCCCCUCUUUGCACCGUUCAUUAGAAUGAGGUCUGUACCAUGUUCCAGCCCUCUACUCCCACAUACCUCUGGGGUCAGGACUACUUGUGGCUGUAGCUCUGCAUGACCUACAGGCAGCAAGCAUCUGUGGCAAUGAGCACUUCAGAUCUCCUUUAUAUGCCAGGCACUGUGCUAGCUUUCAGGGAUAGAGAGAGAAAAGAUCUAGCCCCUGCCUAGUGUGCUAGAUGGUUUCUCUCUGCAGGGGCACCAGGUUAGAAAUGGGAACUGGAUGGCCUGUUCUCCAGUUCCCAUCACAGAGAAGGGAGCUCAGUCUUCUCAGUCACCCUCUGUCUCACCAUACCAUGCUUUCUCCAGUGCGCCCUGGGUCCAGGGCUUCCCAGAGAGAGAGGGGAAUGCUUGGCAGGGAGUGAGAGGAACAAGAAGUUUGGGUCCAGUCCAGUUUCCCAUGGCCUGCGGUACGGAAAGGAAACUAGUGGUAACAUCGAGAGCCCUAAAACUGCCACACACCCUGUGAAGCGCUUUACCUACAUUGUCUCAUCUUAUCCCACACAUAGAGAUAAGCAUUACCAUCCCAUUUUCCAGGCUCACAGAGUUUUAGAGCCUUGCCAAGCUUCAGUAGCAGAGAAGCUCCACAGUGGAGGCAGCUGGAGUGUCGUGGAACCAGAGGGUCUGGGAGCAGGCAUGCCAGCAGAGGCUCCCAUCGCCCCAAGGUCUGUUGGCCAAAAUCCUUAAGUCUGCCAGUUGACUUUGCCCCUAAGCCCAGCAGAAACCUGGGUAGUAGCUCUCCACACAGGAUCUGUGUGGAACCCAGCCCUAUUUAGGGAUUAGGUGAUGGAGGUCAAUUUCAAAAGCAAAGGGCACCGUCCCCAUUUGCAGCACACAACAAUCCAGAUUAAGAUACAGAGUUGGGGUUUUAUUUGGAGAUUACAGGUGACAGUGAUCCCAGAAGCCAUUGCUGCUGUACCCGCACCCACCCCAAAUUUGUCAAGUGGUCUCUACUUGUAAAAGGAGAGAGCAGGGGAUCCAUUUCUGUGCCAGGUCCUAGGAGGGGCAGGCCUAGGGUGAGCCAGAAGAACCAGAGGAGGGUCUUGCAAGCUGUGGGCCUAGAUUAGGAGUGGUCCAGGUUAGUGAUGACAGCCGAGGCAUAGACGAGGUUAGACAGGCUGCCCGGUGAGGUCUGGGGAAUAGUUUGCUCCAAAGAAGGGUGGGCCCCUGAAGCCCCAGCCAGUCCACACUGGGCUGCAGCUUUAGCCCCUGCCCAGCCAUGCCGUGGACUCAGGCUAGGAGCUGGACAGGAGGCAUGUGUACACACGCUGAGGUGUACUGUUGGAGGUUCAAGUCUGGCCCAGUCUGUGGGGCUUCAAGGGCUUCUGGAGGGUAUCUGGGAGGGAAAAGGAGCUCUGGGGGUAGGGUGGUUCAGGCCUGGGGUUUAGGCCUUGUGGCUUCCUGUUCUUGAUUCUCUUGGCCCAGCAGUUCUGGAACCACACCUGGUAGGGAAGAAAACGGAGUCUGUUCUGGCUCUAGCAUCUCCUACCCCCAGGAACAGAGAAAGCAGAACCCAGAGGCUGGAUACCCAAGAGAAGGAGCCAUGGGACAAGCCCAGAAGCUGACUGCAGGGGUACCCCUGGCCUGAGAAGAAGUCACAGUUCAUCGGAAUCUUGCCCUCAGGGAGAUGGGUGAGCCAGGGCAGGUGCUCACGGGUGCUGAUGUCAGGAUAGGGCAGUACUGCAGACACCCAGUCCAGCUCCAGCAGCUGCCUUCUGCUGAAAGGCGUCCGCUUCCUUCGGUGGGAACCCAGUCCCCAGGCAUGACCCGAGGGCCGGUGGCAGUCAAAGCAGGCAGUCAGUUUCCUGCGGCAGCCUUCUGCUUCCACCCCCUCUCAUCCCCACUCACCUCCAACUCAAAGCCCUCAACAGACACUGAAGCCCCUCCACCCCACUCCUCUCGGACCUUCCCCCGUCACAUCCUUGCCCACCUCCCCACUCUGUCCGCCCUUUCCCCGUCAGAUCACCCUCUGUGGCUCCAUCCAUGGGGCUGGCCGUGGGGGCUGGCAGAUAAUGAAGACCCAGUGGGCCAUGCCAGGGCUGUGCCCACACCAGAUCCCUUGGUUCAGGUUUUAUCCUGCUCAGCGUGGCUGGCCCCGCCUCUGGGUGGU
Molecule: messenger RNA, 4417 nt
Organism: Loxodonta africana (African savanna elephant)
Lineage: Eukaryota; Metazoa; Chordata; Mammalia; Proboscidea; Elephantidae
Gene: VMA12
Product: transmembrane protein 199
Exons: 6
Coding region: 30-656 (208 amino acids)
Biological process (GO): vacuolar proton-transporting V-type ATPase complex assembly
Cellular component (GO): endomembrane system
Source: RefSeq, a predicted model, not a curated record